Molecule: messenger RNA, 1995 nt
Organism: Centruroides sculpturatus (bark scorpion)
Lineage: Eukaryota; Metazoa; Arthropoda; Arachnida; Scorpiones; Buthidae
Product: hemocyanin A chain-like
Exons: 9
Coding region: 58-1947 (629 amino acids)
Molecular function (GO): oxidoreductase activity
Source: RefSeq, a predicted model, not a curated record
CAUAAUGGAUAGCUGUGGUUCUGCUUCUCUGUGGCGGUAGCUUCACACGUGCCAGUCAUGUCUCUCCACCAGAAGCAAGUGCGCGUCCUUGAAUUAUUCGAGAGAUUGAACUACAUUGUUCGCAAACAUCAUGCUGUACCCGAUCCUCGAUUAAAGGACGUAGUAGGCAUUUUGCCUGUUGGAGCUGUUUUUUCUUGUUUCUAUCCUCCACACUUGAAUGAAGCUAGGAGAUUGUGCGAAGCUUAUUUAGCUGCAAAAGAUUUCGAUGAUUUCAUCGACUUGGCUAAGAAUGCUCGCCAAUUCGUAAACGAAACCUUAUUCGCUUUUGCCACGGAAGUUGCUAUACUUCACAGGGAAGAUUGUAAGGGUCUGAGUGUACCUCCAGUACAAGAAGUAUUUGUAGAUAAAUUCAUUAAUGCUGUUACCAUUAACCAAGCAUAUAUUCAGGCUCUUACCAGAACUGCAGCGGACGAGACCCCAAUUAUUGUAAAUCUGAAAGAAUCUGGCAAUGUUUUGGAUCCAGAGUACAAACUUGCCUAUUUCCGUGAAGAUAUCGGCGCAAAUGCUCAUCAUUGGCACUGGCACAUUGUAUAUCCAUCCAUCUGGGAUCCUAAAGUUUUCGGGAAGAAGAAGGAUAGGAGAGGAGAAUUGUUCUAUUAUAUGCAUCAACAGAUGUGUGCUAGAUACGAUUGCGAGCGACUUUCAAAUGGCAUGAACCGUAUGGUGCCUUUCCAUAACUUUAAAGAAUUUUUGGAAGGUUAUGAUCCCCAUUUAGCUCACUUAGCUAGUGGAAGAUAUUACGCUUUCCGUCCAGAAGAAAUGGCUAUGAGUGAUAUGAAAGAAGUAGAUGUUCAAGACAUGGAAAGAUGGAGAGAGAGAAUUUUGGAUGCCAUUCAUCUUGGCCACGUUCACGAUACUCACGGAAAAGAGGUCGCGCUUGAUGACGAACACGGUGCAGAUCUCUUAGGUUCACUGAUUGAAUCCAAUGCGGAAUCUAUUAAUCCUCUGUAUUAUGGUAGCCUUCACAACUGGGGACAUGUCAUGAUGGCUCAUAUUCAUGACCCCGAUGGUAAAUUUUUGGAAACACCAGGAGUUAUGACCGAUACUGCUACUUCUCUGCGAGAUCCCAUUUUCUACCGUUAUCAUAGAUUUAUAGAUAACAUGUUCCAAGAAUAUAAAGCUCACUUACCAACUUACGGUCAAGAACAGUUGAAUUUCCCCGACGUAUCAAUUGUCGGAGUUACCGUUAAUGCACGAACUAAUGAUGUCAUCAACACUUUUAUGAAAGAAGACGAAUUGGAACUUAGUCACUCCAUUAACGUUGGACGUCAGGGAUCAGUAAAGGUAAGAUAUCAACAUUUGGAUCACGAAUCGUAUUCUUAUACUAUCGACACAGUAAAUAACGGAAGCACAGCUAAGAAAGCAACAGUCAGAAUAUUUUUAGCUCCGAAAUACGACGAACUCGGUAACGAAAUCCAAAUCGAUACCCAAAGAAGACUUUUCAUUGAACUCGACAAGUUUACUACCGAAAUAAAACCCGGCAAGAACACUAUCGUGAGAAGUUCGGUAGAUUCCAGCGUUACUCUCUCUCAUCAAUACACAUUCGAGGAAUUGGAGAAGGGAGAAGGUUUGGACGAAAAUAGAACCGAGUUCUGCAGUUGCGGUUGGCCACAACAUUUGUUGGUACCCAAAGGUAAUGUCAAGGGCAUGGUGUUCCAUCUUUUCGUCAUGCUUACUGAUUUCGAUCACGAUAAGGUCGGCGAUGGACUGAGUAGUAGAGCUUUAUGUGCCGAUGCCGUCAGUUAUUGCGGCGCCAUGGACGAGAAAUAUCCAGAUAAGAGAUCUAUGGGAUUCCCAUUCGAUCGUAACAUACCCGUACACGAUCAUCACGAAUUCUUGACUUCCAACAUGUCCCUAAAAGAAAUCACAAUUAGAUUUAUUCCAUAAAUAUCAAUAAAAAUUUUAAAUCGUGAAACUAAUUUUUUUGGGAAAAUC